Molecule: messenger RNA, 1857 nt
Organism: Saprolegnia parasitica CBS 223.65
Lineage: Eukaryota; Oomycota; Saprolegniomycetes; Saprolegniales; Saprolegniaceae
Exons: 2
Coding region: 1-1857 (618 amino acids)
Source: RefSeq, a predicted model, not a curated record
AUGCAACAGACGUCGUUAUCUGUCUCGUCCAAGAAGACGCGCGUGCAGCCCAUUGAAACAAGUCUUCCAAACAUCCCGUCGCUGGGUUUUGGCUUCAUCCUCUCUCUCGUCUACCUCGGGUUCGCGACGCUCGUGGCCGUCAGCACCUACUACCUCAACGGGAUUGCCAACACGCCAGUCUACUUUGGCGUCGUCAUGCAAGCCUUCGACUACAACCAGUGGGACGUACCCGUCAACACGCUUCUCCAAGGCUCUGGCUUUGUGCACACCAACUACACUGCAGCGCCCGUCGACGGCACGGUCUCCGUUAGCGACCUGCUCUACAAGACGUGUGGCAAGAACGACCAAGGCUGCGCGGCCACAUUUCUCGGCGCGUCCAACCAGAUCUGGUCCGCGAUCGGCAAGGCGUUUGCGCUCAUCCCGAACUUUGACCAGCCGCUCUUCCAGGACAAAACCCAGAACGUCAAGUUCAAGCACAUCAACAACCUCAGCGGCUGGAACAAGGCCGUCGCGAUGUUUUACAUUGACGGCCACGACAUGGCGAUUACGUGCACGGUGCGGCGCACGAGCUUUUACCUGAGCCAGCAAGACGAGUCGACCGCCAUCGUCGACAGCCUCGCGUACUGCUCGCAGCAAAAGUUCGACCCCAAGUGGAUGUGCGAGGCCGAGGUCGCGCUGGACGUCAACACGUACGCGAUCCAGGUCAACAAGGCCGUGCCGACGUACAUUGGCGUCUGCAAGCGCGGCGAGGUGUACCUGAACGCGGGGCACACGGCGCAGGUGACGGGCGGUCUCAGUGGCAGUCAGUUUCUCCGGACCGUGCCUGCGAUCGACGAGUACCAGGGCGGGAUCGUGCAGGCGAGCGCGCCAUGGGACGUGCUGGGCGUGACGCAGUGCUACAACUACAACUUUCAGACAAAUCUCGGCAUGCUGCUGCAGAUCCAGGGCGUCGUGACCAUGAUCUGGAAGUGCGACUCGCUCAUGGUGACGAAUUCCAUUGUGCUCUGGGCGAUGUCCAUCUACUUGGUCGCGCUGCAGCUGAUUUUCCUGCGGCGCAGCGUCAUCUGCAGCGUGCCCGUGUACAUGUCCAAGAACGUCGUCGGUCUCGCGAUUCUCUUCGUCGCGUUCUACGGCAACGCCAAUCCUCAAGCGCUCAGCACGUUUCUGAUCCAGAACCCGAUCGGCAACUUUCCAUCCCGGUUCUACUCGCUGCUGGGGCCUAUCCAAGUCGCGUCGAUCGUCGGCAUCAUGACGGGCACGCUGAUCCAGAUCUGGUUCAACCCGCUCGUCGUCACGCAGACGUGGCUGGUCAUGCUCUUUAGCAUCAUCAACUGGAUCGUGGUCUUCGUGCUCGAGGGAUUUGUGUUUCCGUACAAGAACGAGAACGUUCCGGCGCGCUGUGGCCUCGCGACAUCGACGAGCUGCUUCAUCUACAGCGAGGUGUCCCGCACCUACUACCUCUCGGCCGUCAUUUCCGGCGCGAUCAUCAUUGUGGCCGUUCUUGUCAUUUACGUCCACGCCAAGAAGGUGCCGAGUGCUGUGAUCAUUCCGCCCUCUCACUCGGCGCUCGUAUACCUCAACGUGCCCGACUUUAGCACGAUUGCCACGACGAUGCGCGGUUGCGCGCUAGUCUACGGCGACGGGUCCGUCGGGAUUGACGAAGGCAUCUUGCUCAUCAAGAACAUGCUCCAUGUCUCGGACACGGUCAUGACGCGCAGCUCUAACGUCCACGAGGCUGUGGGCUCGAUCCUCAUUUACGAGGUCCGCGACGGCAAGAUCAUGCGUGAGUUCCAGCACAUGUUCCUCCAUGAAAUGGACACUGGCCGCAUGGACGGCAUGACCGGGUACCUCACGUAG